CCACUAAUCUACGGCCGCUUAACAAUUCACCACAAACUGUAUCGGGUAAUCAGCCACGUUUUCUAUCGCGAGGACAUACAUAUCGGGCUGUUGUGGGUGAUACAUUGGUUCUCCCAUGCCAAGUGGAAAAUUUAGGAAACUUUGUGUUAUUGUGGCGUCGUGGCAUUAAUGUCCUAACAGCCUCCAACAUAAUGGUGACACGGGAUGAACGUAUAAGACUGAUAGAUGGUUAUAACUUAGAAAUAUCCGAUUUGGAGCCACAAGAUGCCGGUGAUUAUGUGUGUCAAAUUAGUGACAAAGUAAAUCGUGAUCAAGUGCAUACUGUGGAAAUAUUGGUACCACCUAGUGUUCGUGCCACACCCACCUCGGGUAAUUUACAAGCUCGCAAAGGUGGCCCCGUCACAAUGGAAUGUAAAGGAUCUGGCAAUCCAGUACCAUCUAUAUAUUGGACGAAAAAGGUAGGUGGCAGAGAUUUGUAA
Musca vetustissima is the source of this 479-nucleotide messenger RNA. RefSeq names its product neogenin-like. Lineage: Eukaryota; Metazoa; Arthropoda; Insecta; Diptera; Muscidae. The annotation marks the transcript as partial. The transcript has 3 exons. The record is from RefSeq and is a predicted model, not a curated record. Gene Ontology annotation, cellular component: neuron projection.